Linum tenue is the source of this 879-nucleotide messenger RNA. The record is from the annotation of a GenBank genome assembly. NCBI's taxonomy places the organism in Eukaryota, Viridiplantae, Streptophyta, Magnoliopsida, Malpighiales, Linaceae.
AUGGCGACCGGUUGGGUAAAAUCCCUACAAUGCAAAUCCAGAGCGUUCGAUGACGUGUUCAGCCCAGCUCCGCGAAACCUCAUCGCCAGCUCCAGCUGCCGGAAAUCCGCUCAGAGCAUCAAGGACGUCAUCGACACCGCCGCCGCCGCCAAACACCACCACCAUAACCACAACCACAAGCUCUCCAAACUACCCAAAUCCCACCACCACCACCGGGAUUACAAGCGGCCUUCCCCUGCCCCUGCCCCGCCGCCGUCCCGACCAGGGCACAGACACAGCCCCUCGGAACCGGCGGCGAUCUUCCCGGCGCUGACGGAGCUGCCGGAGGGGCACCCGUCGAGGAACGUGGUGGAGAUCAUAUUCCACACGAGCUGGAGCGACAAGUCGUUCGCGGGUCGGAUCGAGAUGAUCUUCAAGGUCCAGAACGGGUCGCGGACCUCGACCCGGUUCGAGGAGUACCGGGAGCUGGUCAAGUCCCGGGCCGGGUUGUCGUCGGGUACCGGCGGCGGGACGUGGGAGGAGAACGCGAGGUGCGUGGCCGACGGGAACGAGAUGAUGAGGUUCUACUGCCUGGGCCCGGCCGGCGACGCGCGGGGAGGCGGCGCGUGGGUGUUCCCGGGAGUGAAGGGGUCGGCCAUCUGCACGUUUUCAGGGAGCGGCGGGGCCCACGAGAGCGCCGGCGGAGGGAAGGGCAGGAGGGCGAUGCUGGUCUGUCGGGUCGUGGCGGGCCGGGUGUCGAAGCGGGUCGGGUUCGAGUCGUUGCUGCCGGGGGAGGAGAAGCGGGUCGGGUUUGAGUCGGUGAGUGGGGACGACGGCGAGUUGCUGGUGUUUGAUAGCCGUGCGGUGUUACCUUGCUUUCUUAUCAUCUAUAAAUUGUAA